AUGAUGUACGCGGUUCCUCUAUACUCACUACGGUACAACAUUCCUGCCAUGUCCAUGAGCUGGAAGACGAGUUGCAUCGUCGAUAGAUCAUCAAGGCAGCUGAUCACAUUCGGUGCGGGUGAUGGAGUGAAGGUGCCGCAGCACCUCCGCUGCCGUGGCUGCGUCGCCGCUGAUGACUUUUUUGCCAUACUCACUGACCAAGACGAGGUUUGGGCUUCGGGCGGAUUGAACGUCUUAGCGUACGAGAAUGGGGCCUGGUCGUCAGCGCCGCUUGGGAAGGAAGACAACAUGACAAACGUCGCCGGCAAAGCGCUUAUGCUCGUCGGGCAUGGGUCAAGGCUCGCCUGUGUCACACGUGCCUUUACGGUGCGCCCACUCUCCAUCGUGUCGAACCCGGUGCGCUCCAUCAUACCCUCUCGCCAUGUGCGGUUCUUAGACCUUGGCUACAGCGAGGACUACUUCAUGGUCGGCGCGGACGCGGUGCUGUACAAGACAACGGCAUCAAAGCGGACGCUAGGGACGCCGCGUCGUGUCAUGGCGUUGAGUCGAACUUCAGUCUCGCGUGUCGCGAGUGGAACAGGUUUUUAUCUCAUUAUUGAUCAAAGUGGACAACUGUUCACGAUUGGUCGUAAUAAAAAAGGUCAAUUAGGGAACGGACAGCAUCAGAAUGUGCGUCGUAAGCCGUAUCUCCAUAAAUCGCUGCGUCAUCAUUUUUUUGUGAUGGUCGCAGCAGGUGAUUCUCACUCUUUGGCCCUUACCAGUAGUGGUCUGGUGUAUGGGGCUGGUAGUAACGAAAGUGGUCAAUUAGGACUAGGCACUUCACUGACAGAAGCAGUUUUUUUCACACAGAUUCCUCUUCCCAGUAAAUGUGUGGGAAUCGCUGCAGGUCCGGCAGGGAGUAUGUUCGCGUGUGAAGAUGGUCAUGUUUACACGUGUGGUCUCAACGACUACGGUCAGCUUGGCCUCGAGGUGCCGGACCGCACAGUUCAUAUUCCUACUACCAUGGCCUCUGUAACGGAGGGAGUGAAGGCGUAUACAAUGGACUUUGGUGCCUAUUACAAGCCUGUGAUGGCGACGCGUGAGCCCGAGUUCACGCCCGCCCCACCACAUUCUCCACCCCCCAACGCCAAGCACGAAGAAACAGUUGAGGACGCAUUGCCACAGGCGCAGACAGGGCCAGAGACGCAGCAAGGGACACUGCAGCCGGCAUCUCUAGAUUUUCCGGAGAACGAUACGCCACCAAAACAUCCGGGCUUUGAAAUGGGGCAGCGGCCCAAGGAGAAGCGGGCGAUGUGUGCAAAGUGCUGUGCGGUCAUGUAG
This is a messenger RNA of Trypanosoma grayi, 1320 nucleotides long. RefSeq lists its product as hypothetical. The record is from RefSeq and is a predicted model, not a curated record. The transcript has a single exon. Lineage: Eukaryota; Euglenozoa; Kinetoplastea; Trypanosomatida; Trypanosomatidae. The coding region runs from base 1 to 1320 and encodes 439 amino acids.